Molecule: messenger RNA, 6930 nt
Organism: Pararge aegeria (speckled wood butterfly)
Lineage: Eukaryota; Metazoa; Arthropoda; Insecta; Lepidoptera; Nymphalidae
Gene: hlk
Product: MATH and LRR domain-containing protein PFE0570w
Exons: 26
Coding region: 14-5167 (1717 amino acids)
Source: RefSeq, a predicted model, not a curated record
GCGCACCCUCGCCAUGACUCGGUGGGUGCCGGCCCUCGCGGCACUGCUGGUCGUCGUCGCCGCCGCGCGCAAGGCGCCGCCCCCGCGCGCCGAGCCGCAAAUCGAGGAGGUCACCGCCAAGCAGCUGGAGCGCGUGCUGGGCGACAAGGACUACGUGGCCGUGUUCUGGUAUGCAAGAAGUUGCGUGACGUGUGACAAAGUGUUAGAGGAGCUCGAGAAGAUAGAUGACGACACGGACACGUUCGGGGUCGACUUCGUCAAGAUCAACGACAAAAGACUAGCCAAGCAGUAUGGCAUCACGAAGUUUCCCGCCCUCACGUACUUCCGUGAGAACGAACCGAUCAUUUACGAAGGAGAUCUUAUGGACGAGGAGAGCGUACUGGAUUUCCUGACGAGCUUAGAAGCAAUGGACCUUCCUGACAGGAUAGAAGAAGUAAAUCAGAAGAUUCUCGAUAAGAUCAUCGAGGACACAGAAUACGUGGCCGUUCUCUUCUGUCCCGAACACAAAAAUUGCGGCCCGAUGAACAACAAACCCGAGUGCAAGAAAUGCGCGAAAGCCUUACAAGAGCUUGAAAACAUCGACGAUGAAGCCGACCAACUCGGGAUAGGAUUUGUCAAGAUCCAUGAUGAGGAAUUAGCUGAGGAGUACAGUCUUGGAGAAUUGCCAAGAUUGGUAUACUACAGGCAUCAAAUACCUAUUAUUUAUGAAGGUGAACUUAGUAGGGAGGAAGAUGUUCUGGAAUGGCUCAUUGCAAAUAAGUCGACUGGGGACGAAGAAGAUGUAAUCGAGGAUGUUACAGCCAAAACUCUCAAUACCCUUAUAGGCAAUGUCGACAACUUAGUUGUGCUGUUUUACGACCACGGCGACGAAGAAUCAAUGACGGUUCUAGGAGAGCUAGAGAAGAUAGAUGAUGAUUGUGAUCGACAUGGAAUUCAAUUCGUUAAAAUUGACGACAAGAAAGCUGCUCAAGAAUUCGGUAUCGAUGAUGUUCCCUCAAUUGUCUACUUCGAGAAGCAGAUCCCCAAUGUUUACGACGGUGACCUCGAGAAUGAAGAAGAAAUUUUAGAGUGGCUUGUUGACCAACUGGAAAAAGAUGAAAUUGAAGAUGUCACCGAUGAGAUGCUUGAUCAUCUUAUUAAGGAUGGGAAGACUGUAGCGGUAUUAUUUUACGACAACAACGAUCGCAAAUCUCAAAAGGUUUUAAAUGAGCUAGAAAAUAUUGAUGAUGAAUGUGAUCAGCUCGGCAUUGCUUUUGUGAAAAUUGAUAAUGACGAAGAAGCGAAAGAAUACGGCAUAGAAAAACUUCCGACUUUACUUUACUUUGAAAAGGGUAUACCGACAUAUUAUGAAGGCAAUUUAGAAGAAGAAGAAAAAGUUUUGAGCUGGCUUAAGCAUCAGACCGAGAGUGAUGAGAUAGAAGAUAUUACGGAUGAAAUGCUGGACUUAAUCAUUGAGAAAAUGCCUUACGUCGCCGUCCUAUUCUAUGAUAAAGAUCAGAAGAAAAGCCAAAAAAUUUUAGCUGAGUUAGAAAAUAUUGAUGAUGAAUGUGAUCAAAAUGAUAUUGCUUUCGUUAAGAUCGACGAUGAUAAAGAAGCUAAAGAGUAUGGUAUUGACACGGUCCCUACGAUGGUAUUCUUUGAAAAAGGGAUUCCACACAUUUAUGAAGGUGAUUUGAUGAAAGAAGAUGAACUUCUUGGCUGGUUGAUUCAUCAAAAACGACACAGUGAAAUUCCUGAAGUUACUGAUGAAAUGAUGGACAAACUUAUCGACACUGCUCAAUAUUUGGCUGUAAUAUUCUAUGAUAAGGAAGAUAAACAAGAUAUAAGAAUUUUGAAUGAGCUAGAAAACAUCGACGAUGAAUUGGAAAAGGAAGGCAUUGUCAUUGUAAGAAUAGACAAUGAAGCCGAAGCUAAAGAAUAUGGUAUUGACCAUCUACCAACGUUAGUUUACUUUGAAGAAAAUAUUCCAGCCAUUUAUGAAGGAGAUUUGAUGAAUGAAGAUGAAGUUCUAGAGUGGUUGAUUGAACAGAAAAACAGCGCUACCAUAGAAGAAGUUACUGAUGAAAUCCUCGUGGAUCUGAUUGAAGAGCAUGAAUAUGUAGUGGUAUAUUUCAGUGGAAAAUGUGAAGACGGUGAAGAAUGUGACAACAUCUUAGAGGAACUAGAAAAUAUUGAUGAUGAACUUGAUGAAACGGGCAUUAUUUUUGUAACAACUGAGGACCUAACGGUAGCCAAAAAAUACGGAAUAAAAAAUUACCCAACUCUUGUCUUCUUUAGGAACAAGGAACCUCUUAUUUAUAAAGGUGACAUCGAAGAUGAAGAUGAGGUUCUAGCAUGGCUUACAGAUGAAGAUACCCUUGAAAUUCCUGGUAAAAUUGAAGAAGUGAAUUCCAAAAUGUUAGAAAAAAUUUUAGAGGAAAAUGAUCACGUUGUUGUUUUCUUCUAUAAAGAAAAUGAUAAGAAGUCACAGAAGAUUCUAAGUGAGCUGGAAAAUAUUGACGACGAAUGUGAAGAAAAGGAUAUAGAUUUUGUAAAAACAUCUGACGAAGGAGUUGAUAAAGAGUACGAUCUUCCCGAUUUGCCUGCUUUGGCGUUUUAUCGUCACAAAUUUAGAACGAUCUAUGACGGUGAUUUGAUGCAUGAAGAAGCUAUACUUAAAUGGGUUUUGGAUCUUCAUGAUUCUCAACCCGAUGUUAUCGAAAACGUUGACAGAAAAACAUUGAAGGAUCUUAUUGAUGAUGUUGAGCAUUUGGCAGUAUUUUUCUAUAGCGAAAAUUGUGAUACCUGUGAGGAAAUCCUUGAGGAAUUAGAGACAAUUGAUGAUGACACUGACAAACACGGGAUUCAAUUUGUGAAAUCUAAGGACUCUAAACUAGCAUCUGAUAUAGGCAUUUUCAGUUUCCCAGCCUUGGUAUAUUAUGAAACAGGGGUACCAAUUAUGUAUGAUGGAAAUUUGUUGGACGAAACAGAAGUCCUAGAUUGGAUGGUAAGACAGAAGGAAGAUGAAAGUAUAGAGGAAAUAGACAGAGAUGAGUUGUUCAAAUAUAUUGAGACUAAGGAAUUUUUAGCUGUUGUUUUUUAUAAAGAAGAAGAUCCUCUUAGUCCAAGAAUUCUUAGACACGUGGAAUUGAUUGAUGAUGAAGCUGCAGAGUAUGGUAUUAAAAUAGUAAAAUGUAGUGAUCGCUUAAUGGCAAAAAAGUAUGGGUAUCGUAAUCCACCUGGUAUAACAUACUUUAGAAAAACCAAAUAUAUUAAUUAUGAUGGUGAUAUCGAUGAUGAAGAAGAAAUAUUAGAUUGGCUAACGAAUCCCGAAAAUAUGGAACUUACUGAUCACAUCGAGAAAGUCAACAAAAAAAUGUUUCAUAAGAUAAGACAGACUUCCGAUUAUGUGGCUGUAUUCUUUUACAGUAAUGACUGCAAACAGUGCCCAAAAGUUUUGGCUGAAAUUGAACAUAUAGACGAUGAUGCGGAUGCUGCUGGUAUAAACUUUGUGAAAAUUGACGAUCGACAGAUGGCUAAAGAUUUUGGAGUGUUUGCACUGCCAGCAGUGUUAUUCUUUAAACUGGGCUCCAAAGAUCCUGUCAUAUAUGCAGGUGACCUAUACGAUGGACAACAGUUGCUGAGUUGGCUUCUCACUCAAAAGAACCCAGCAGGCGAUGUAAUAGAAGCACUUGAAGGUCAAGAACUAUUAGAUUUAAUAGAGCAUUCCACAUCUGUAGCAGUAUAUUUCUGGAAUAAAACAUUAUGUGAACUGUGCAAUGCCAAAACUACGCAAAAAAAGACGAAAAAGAGCUUAAGAGAGCAUGAUGAAGAAGAAGGGCAAGAGAUAGACGAUUCACUUGAUUGUGAACAAUGUGCAGGUAUUUUGGAAGAGCUAGAAAAUAUCGACGAUGAUUGCGAUAGACAUGGAAUAAAAUUUGUAAAGACUCAAGAUUAUUCGAUAUCGGAAUCGUAUGGUGUCACGGACUUUCCAGUACUAGUUUAUUUCGAAAACAACAUACCUAAUGUAUAUGAAGGUUCGUUAGCUGAGGAAGAGGAAGUGCUUCAAUGGUUAAUUACACAGAAAACUGAAGAUCGUAUCGAACUUAUUACAAGAGUAAUGCUAGAAAACAUGGUUGAAGAAACCCAGUAUCUGGCUGUGUACUUUUAUAAGUUGAAUUGUCAUAUUUGCGAUCAUAUAUUGGAAGAGCUAGAAAAGAUUGACGACGAAUGUGACGUCUAUGGUAUUCAUAUGGUUAAGAUUCAAGAUCCUCAGCUCGCAAAAAGAUAUUCAAUAAAAACAUUUCCAGCCAUGGUGUACUUUAGGAACGGUAAUCCACUUUUAUUUGAAGGAGAUUUGCAAAACGAAGAAUCCAUUCUUGAAUGGCUUAUUGAUGACGAUAAUCGUGAGUUGGCAGAUGAGAUCGAGUCAGUUAAUGAUCGGAUGCUCGAGCGACUAUUGUACGAGUCUCACCUACUGGCUGUAUUUUUCUAUGAUGAAGAAGACUGCCCGGAAUGUCAAGAUAUACUAGAGUCUUUAGAGCAAAUAGACGGUGAAGUUGAUCAAUUCGGAAUAGACUUUGUUAAAAUAGCAAGUCCAGAAGCAGCUGCAGCGCACAAUAUUAUAAACAUACCUUCUUUAGUUUACUUCAGGAAAAGAACGCCAAUGUUAUACGAUGGUGAUUUGCAUCAAGUCGACAGAGUCCUUCAAUGGUUGACUUCUCAAGAAGUUUUUGAAAUCAAAAAUGAAAUCGAGGAAGUCAACAGAAAAAUGUUGGACAAGUUAUUGGAAGAGAAUGAAUUCCUUGCUGUUUAUUUCUAUGAAAAUUCAGUCGAGAGUCGCCUUGUUAUGGAUAGAUUAGAGAACAUAGACAGCGAAACUGACAAUUUGGAUAUAACGUUUGUAAAGAUGCAUGAUCCGCGUUACGCUCGCAAGUGGGGUGUCACAAAACUACCGGCUAUAGUCUACUUUAGGAAACGAUUUCCAAGUAUAUAUAGAGGUGAUGUGAUGGCAGAGGACGAAGUUCUUGAAUGGCUGCGGAAGAACAGGUUUAGGCAGCCAGAGUUAAAUAUAUUCAUGUACGGUUUGAUAGCCUUAUCAAUAGCUUUUGUAAUGUACACAGCCUUUCUACUACAGUGUUUUAAACCAGCGGCCACCACGCCGGCGCAGCAUCCAAAACAAGCGUGAAGAUUAUUAGAAGCUUUGGCUGGUUCAACAUCCUUGAUAAUUAACUGUGACGAAAGCCAAUGGCUACAUUUACACGAAUUUAUUACCUUUCAGUGUUCAAAGGUUUUUAUAAACGUUCCAACAUAAGAUGUAAAAAUGUACUAUACUGAGUGGCUGACGAGAAAUCGGCUUUAUGAGUGACAAACAUUACUAGAAAAGUUUUUUCUAAAGCUUAUCUUCUUAUUCUAAAAGUUAUAAGUAUCGAUGAUGAUAAGGUUUCGAUAAAUGCCGAUAAAUAGUUAACUAACAAAUAUAUGGGAUCAAGCUUAACCUAAUAUACGUUGAUAGGUUUUAGUACAGUAGACAGUUCGUAAGGAUACAUAAGCCAAACAAUCGCUUGGUUAACUUUUUUUUAACUGUCAAUGUUAGAAUUCGAUUGUGGUCAAGUAAAUAAUUCUGGUCUGUUCAGUUUUCAUUUUUGCCUUUUAAUUACUGCCGGAAUAAAAGAAAAUUUGUAUUAUUCUAAAUACACGGCAUGACUGUAUGAGCUUUCGGAAGCAUGCAAAGUCUUUAGUUUUUGUGUCUUGUUGGGUGUAAUUUUAAUGCGAACUUAGUGUCCGACUUAUUUGACGUCCUUGAAUAACACGGAAUAGAAUGAACGACUUAAUUCAAUACCUUUGGUGUAAGCUUUGCACGCUCGCAAACGUGGAACCACUUUUGUGUAUCGAAACAUUAUACGAAACAUAAUUCUCGUGUCACUAAUUCUGUACUACAGAUUUUUAUUUUAAAUAUGUUCUGCCGAAAGCACUAGCAGAAGAAUUGUUAACUAAUUUGAGUUUUAAAACUUUGGGGUUAGAUUCCAUUUCACUCUGCGCUCCAGCGUUUCGAUAUCGAAACCGACUCUACGAUUGCGAGCAUAUACCUAAGGGUACAGAUUGAAUGAAAGUAAUUGUUCUUAAAACACUGCCUGCCACACUUGAAUAAGACACUAUCUAGUCACCAAUGUUUUCAUUGUAUGCGAAACUUUUAUUUUAUUAUUUGAAUCAUGCAUGUGGUUUUGGUAUUUUAAUGGUGUAUUUUUAUUUCUUGAAAGACAUUAUGAAACUAUUUUAGGUUACACCUCUUUAAAUAUGUUGAUCAGUUUUUCCCUCUAUAUUUUAUCCCAUUUGAAACUCUCGAAAUACAAUAUUCAAAAUCAAAUUUUUCGUGAGUAAUUUUAGGAUCUUUUAUUUAGGCUACAAUUCUCGUCUUUUGAUGUUAUUUUCAUUAUUUUUGUUACUGUUAUUGUUUUUAAUUUUGUUAAAUUGAUAGUUUAUUAUACAGCAGCAAUGCCUAGAUUUACUUUAAUUCCACCAUUAUUCGAAGUCAUUAUUAUUAACCACCUACUUAUUACUUUUUGUCAUUCCCGCUCAAACAUUUACAAUAAAUACAUUUAUUUUAAUAUAAUAUUCACAUUUGUUAUUAAUUAAGAUGUAACAUAAUAUUUGAACUCAGCUAAAUUUACAUCUAUGGAUCAUUAAUAUAAUAUUCAACGACAGUUUUGUAAAUAUUACUGCAAUUACUCGGCAAUACAUGUGAAUGUAUUCUACGAUAAUGUUCUAAUAAUAUUAUUAAUCUAAUAUUAUAGGUACUUUCUUCUAAUUUAAGCAGCUAUGGCGAUGUUAUUUCCGAUUAUAACUAAAAUGAUAAAUAAAAUAUAUAAAUAUGUUUUGCUCAAAGAGUAAAGCGCGCGUUUGGGCUAGUAUGUUAAGUGGUUACAAGUUGUAUAUAAAAUGUAAAUAUUA